Messenger RNA from Cercospora beticola, 1500 nucleotides. RefSeq lists its product as uncharacterized. Gene Ontology annotation, cellular component: endoplasmic reticulum; membrane. Gene Ontology annotation, biological process: membrane organization; endoplasmic reticulum tubular network organization. The record is from RefSeq and is a predicted model, not a curated record. NCBI's taxonomy places the organism in Eukaryota, Fungi, Ascomycota, Dothideomycetes, Mycosphaerellales, Mycosphaerellaceae.
GCGUGUGUUUCUGAAUGACGAUGGCCGCGUGAUGACGUUCGCACUCGCCCAGAAUUCGAUUGCCUGCCCCACUGCUACGGACGGAUCUUGAGAGUUGAAGGGUUGAGAGGCCAGUUUGCUCCUGCAACCACUUGCCUGCAUCUCUGCCUCCAAACCAUCCACAAACACCGCCGACGUCCUGCCUGCGUCGUCGACUACCACAUCACCAGCAGACACUAUCAGCGUCUAUCACUGCGACACCGCUCCGCGCCCCGCCGAUUACCGCCGUCAGCUUCAGCUGAACAGACACCAUGGCGCCUCCAGCCACGUCCGCGAACGAGCCUCUGCAAGAGCGCUUGUUGAAGCUUGCUCAGACGCUCCAAUUCGCAUGGUUCGUCGGCCACGUCACCCUCCUGUUGACCACGCUCCGAUACUCGUUGAGCUAUAUCUUCUUCAACUACUACAGCCGCUGGGCGCAGUUCAGCUACCGCACUGCCUUCAUUGCCGCUGCCGCGACAUACGGUAUUGUUGUAUUCAAGGGCUACCGCGCCCGCGCAAAGGCUGGCAAGCAGCCAAGCAGCCCAUUGGCUCUGGCUGGCGAUGAAAAUGUGCAAUACCUUGCUAUGGCCUUGAUCUGGCUCUUCUCCAGGCAAUACCCGCUCGCACUUCUCCCAUACGCCGUGUACAGCGUCUUCCACGUCCUUACCUACACUCGCGGAAUUCUUCUUCCAGUCUUGCAGCCACAGCCAGCUGCUGCCGCAGGCCAGAAGCCAGCUGGUGGCCUCGCAGACACCAUUGGCGGGUUUGUUAAGAACUACUACGACGCCAGCAUGUCCAUUGUGGCCGCUCUUGAGCUUGCUCUUUGGUUCCGCAUUUUCGGCUCCGCUCUCAUCUUUGUCAAGGGAAGCUGGAUCAUCCUCCUCGCAUACACCAUCUUCCUCCGCGCACGCAUCAGCCAAAGCACCUUCGUCCAAGGCAUGAUCAGACAGCUUGGUGCUCGUGGUGACGCUCUUACUCAGCGCCAGGAUGUUCCACCUGCCGCUCGCCAGGCCUGGGAGACCGCCAAGAAUGUGCUCAAGACCAUUCACGACCAGACUGACGUGUCUGGGUACAUUCAGGGUGGUGCCCAGCCAGCUAAGAAGGCUCAGUAGAUGCAACGGACAAGUGGUAUCACGAGCAAUCACGAGUCACGCCGAAACGGCCGAAACACACAACGAUGGCGUCAAACUUGAGGUGGAGAUAAGCAUGAAAAGAAGAUGUCGAGAGCAGAGACACUAAAGCGGAGGCCGAAGCGCAAUGGAGGCGCUCAGAAUGAGACGGUGGAUGCGAGAUAGUGAGGAUUACGGUUGUCACAACAGUAUGCUUCUGCAACUGGCUGCAGGGCACUGAGAGAAGCAUUCUUGGCUUGUGCUAUUGUGUAGCAGUUCAGCGAUAGACGCCAGACAUGAUCUGAUAUGGUUCUUUGCAUAACUUACAUUCUUCACCGCAUCUAUUCAAGCAUUACAAUGAGCUUUCCCGGCA